AUGGUGUAUGACGGUACCAAAUGGGGACUGAAUGAUUCUCUGUGGGUUCCGGGGUUUCCUCUGCCAACUGUUGAUACAAUGCUAAGGGCUGUAACAUACGAUACUGUCAUGAGUGAUUUUGACAUCGGAGAUUGUUUCUUAAAUUUUGUAUUACAGGAGACUCUCCAAUCUCUGUGCCGAGUCGAUCUUACCAAAUACUUUGGAGAAGGUGAUAUCUUGUGGGAACGCUGGGUUCAAGCCGCGAUGGGAUUGAAAAGUUCACCGUACCAAGCUGUGCAAGCCAUCAUGGUGGCCAAGGAGAUUGCCUUGGGAGAUAGGAAGGAUCCGAAGAACUCAUUUAGGUGGGACGAAGUUAAGUUGAACCUACUAGGAUCAAGUACGUAUGAUCCCAGCUUGCCUUGGGUGUUCAAGAUCCGGUGGUCUGAUGGUAAAAUCGCUGCGGAUUUGUUCAUCUAUGUUGACAAUGGCCGAGUUACUGCAUCCAACAAGUUGGAAUGUAAGCGGGCAACAAGACAGGCGGCUAGCCGUUUGAAUGGACUUGGUAUUCAAGAGGCAGCGAGAAAACGAAGAUGGGGAUCACAAAACCCAGGAGCCUGGGCUGGACCCUUGGUAAAGACCACUGAGGAUUCAGUGAGUGUGUUCGUGUCUCAAGAAAAAUGGGACAAGACCAAGUUGCAGGUCAAGCAGAUCGUGGAAGAACUUAGUGGGUCAACAUUGGGGUCUUUAAAGCACAAGCCGCUAGAGAGAAAGCGCGGGUUUCUAAUCUAUGUUACUCGAACUUAUCCAACGAUGAGAGCCCCCCAGUUCGGAGAGUACGCAGUAAGAGGGUAA
Cylindrotheca closterium is the source of this 831-nucleotide messenger RNA. The record is from the annotation of a GenBank genome assembly. Lineage: Eukaryota; Bacillariophyta; Bacillariophyceae; Bacillariales; Bacillariaceae.